Molecule: messenger RNA, 1887 nt
Organism: Spathaspora passalidarum NRRL Y-27907
Lineage: Eukaryota; Fungi; Ascomycota; Pichiomycetes; Serinales; Debaryomycetaceae
Exons: 1
Coding region: 1-1887 (628 amino acids)
Molecular function (GO): protein heterodimerization activity
Source: RefSeq, a predicted model, not a curated record
AUGAGCGAUAGAAGCAUGUCAAACCCAACAACGCCACGACGUGCGCGUACGUCAUCAGACUACGUUGAAUCCACACCCAUUGAACAAACGCGACGUCAUUCAUUCAACCCAACAAACCUAAGGUUACCAACUCAUGAAAUGCCACAAUUGCCAACUAGAUAUUCAAGCGAGUUCAGACCACGAUCACGACCAAGAAGUAACAGAUCAACCCCAAAUAGACAAUCAUUGACCCCAGUGAGGCGGAGAUCACUAACUCCUAGGAGAACAAGUUUGAUAAAUUCCAGAAACAGAAGAAGUUCCAUUGUGGUUAUUGAUGGCGGUGAAAAAGUAUUUAUGGGGGAUUACAGAGGCCCUAUAUCAAAUGAAUUCUUGUUGUAUUUCUGUAAAGUUGAUCAGAAACGCAAACGUCAGCAGGAAGAGAUUCAGCAAAGGCGUGAAGUUGAUGAACCAAGGAGAGUUCCCCAAGAUCCAUUCAGGGUAGAGCAAGGUGAGUUGGUGCGACUCUCUGUAUAUGAACCAAAACAAGAACAAAUACAGGAACCGCAACUGGAGCAACAUCCUAUACACGAACAAGAGCAUAUAUUUGCUAACAAUAAUAUCGCUAGUACAACUCCAAUAAGACGAUUUAGUAGAGCGCCUACGCUGUCACCAGCAGAAUUUGAUCAAAGUUUACCAUUACCUCAACAAGAUCAUUUAUUAUCACCAGCAGUAGUUACCAAAAUUGCAUCGACUCCUCAAAAGUCGAAGCCAAAUCCAAAACCAUUAUCAUAUUUGCAAAAGAUCUUACUUGCCAAGAGUAAACAAGCACCUCCUACAGAGUUGAAAUCACCUUUAGAAACCAGAAUUGAGCACGACAUACCUGUCCAUGAAGAUAUCAUACAGCGGGAAUCGCCUAUAAUACCAGAUAGAACUAGCUUUACUAUACGGCAAAGUCUUGUUCCUGGGGUAAAUCUUUUGGAGUCUGAAUUUAUACCCACUACUCCAGCAAAGGAAGUCCCAUUUGAAAUUCAUGUAGAUGAACCAAUGCACCAUAGACCAAUGACAGAACAACAACCUCAGCCACCUGCUUUUGAAGAUACGUCUCAAGAAGAUAAGGAAAACCACCAAGCUGAAGCAGUUGAAAAUAUUCAAUUGCCAACUAACGAUAUGGACCAGGAACAAGGCUUUGAUUUUGCAAUAAUGGAUGAUGACCAGGAACCAAUUGAAACAGAACAGGAUAUUACAUCCGAUCAUGAUCUUCCAACCGCUGAAGAAUCUCAAAUCACACCUCCACCAAGAGAGGAAACUCCACCUGUUCCAGGAAGCUAUUUUGAUACCGUAACUCCACCACGGACUAGAUCUGGUUCCAGUUCCCCUGCAGAAUUCAUUCACCAUGAGUAUUCUCUUGAUCAUCACGAUGAAAGUAUUUUUGAUGAAGAAUUAGCUCUGCCUUCAAAUGUUCCAACUACCCUUGGAGAUGUCCCAACUGUUCCAAGAAAACAAUUACCUUCUAUGAGAGCGCCUUCUAAGCCGAGAAAGAAGCUGGAAAUUAUUCCUAGUUCAGUCAAUUAUUCCGAUAUGGCACAUAUUGUAAAGACAAUUCAAGCACAACAUGUCAAUGGCGGCAAAAGAAGAAAGAGGAAUCCAAGUUCAGAAAUUAUUAAUAGUAUCCGUGAGAAAGCUGAUUCUUUCCUUGAUAGUUUGAUGACCGACUUACAAGCCUACGCUGAGCAUAGAAGUGAUUAUGAAAAUGUAGAGAUUAAUAUGAGUGAUGUUUUGUUAUAUUUACGAAGGGUAAAUUUAACGGGAGAAUCAGAAUUGGAUAUUAUUUCAACUUUGGCUCAAAAGUUCUUACCCCUCGAAUCAUUAAUCUCAUUAGAUAAUGAUUUAUACAACUAUUUACAAUAG